UCGUGGAUGCUAAUAGUCGAGCUAGCUGGAGGGUAAAUGUUAUCGCCUGCGGCGGUCGACCACGUAAAAUUGUUCUUUUUAAAAUACUCUGUUGGGAGAGAGUCCAAAUGAGUCCCGUAACGAAAUGUUACACCCAGCUUCCGUUGUGAAACAGGCGUAAAUUAAGUGGCGUGUACCCCGACUUUAUUGUGGACGCCGUAUUGCUAUGAUGUUGCCGGGUUUGAGGGGGUUCCGCCGGCCCAGUCGUGUCGUUUCACUCUGGCAUUGGCUCACUAACUUGGGCUAAAUUAUGUGUGGAGGAGGGAGGAGAAAGGCAAGCUGGAGGCUGGGCCAGCCAGCGGAAUGCUACGUGUCUUGGAGGCCCUUUUUAAAGCCCCCCCUCGUCGCCUUUGGUGACCGGAGACCCCCCUAAAAAAAAAGUUAACAACGACCGACUUGCAGCAUCAUUCCAGGCCCCGUGAGCCAAGCCCAGCGAGCCCGGUGUCCAGCAGCCCAUCGGCGACGUCGCCCUCGUCUGAAAUGUCCGGAGUGAAGAAGCUUCGUACGGACCUCAACAGGUCCACCAAUGUGAUCUACCAGGCCCACCAUGUCAGUCGCAGCAAGAGGGGACAGGUUGUAGGUUCCAGGGGAGGCUUCAGAGGGUGUACCAUCUGGCUCACCGGUUUGUCUGGAGCAGGAAAAACUACCAUCAGUUUUGCCUUGGAAGAAUUCCUGGUUUCCAAUGCCAUCCCUUGCUACUCGUUGGACGGCGACAACAUUCGUCACGGGCUGAACAAGAAUUUGGGCUUCACCGCCGUGGACCGCGAAGAAAACAUCCGUCGCGUCGCCGAGGUGGCCCGACUGUUUGCGGAUGCCGGGCUCGUUUGCAUCACCAGUUUCAUCUCCCCCUAUACCAAGGACCGUAAUGAGGCCAGGAAAAUCCACGCGAGCGCCGGGCUACCGUUUUUCGAGGUGUUUAUCCACGCACCCUUGGAAGUGUGUGAGCGCAGAGAUGUCAAAGGCCUCUACAAGAAGGCUCGAGCCGGCGAGAUUAAAGGCUUCACAGGGAUCGACUCGGAGUACGAGCGCCCUGAGGAGCCGGAGUUGUUGCUGAAAACUGAAGAGCUCUCAGUGAACGAGUGCCUCCAACAAGUGCUGGAGAUGCUCCGCGAGCAGAACAUUGUGCCAAGUGAGAUCAUGGAAGAGGUCAACGAACUAUUUGUUCCGGAGAACCGACUCAAUCUCGCUGUGGCUGAUGCAAGCACGCUACCAAUCAUAAGCAUCACCAAGUUGGACUUGCAGUGGGUGCAGGUUUUGGCCGAGGGCUGGGCCAGUCCUCUGAAGGGCUUCAUGAGAGAGCGAGAGUUCCUUCAGGUCUUGCACUUUGGCAGUCUCUUGGACGGUGGUGCCAUCAACAUGUCCGUCCCCAUCGUCCUGCCAGUCAACACCGACACCAAGCAGGAGCUGGACGGCUGCGCGGCAAUCGCGCUGGAGUACGGCGGCUCCCGGGUGGCCAUUUUGCGGAACCCGGAGUUCUACGAGCACCGCAAGGAGGAACGCUGCGCGCGGCAGUGGGGGACCACGUGUCCACAACAUCCUUACAUCAAGAUGGUUAUGGAGGGCGGCGACUGGCUCGUCGGCGGCGACCUGGAGCUACUGGAGCCCAUCAAAUGGAACGACGGACUGGACCAAUACCGCUUUACUCCGCGGCAGCUCAAGCAGAAGUUCAAAGAUAUGAAAGCAGAUGCGGUGUUUGCAUUUCAGCUGCGCAACCCGGUGCACAACGGCCACGCUCUGCUGAUGCAGGACACCAAGCGGCGUCUCCUGGAGCGCGGCUACAAAAACCCCGUCCUCCUGCUGCACCCGCUCGGCGGCUGGACCAAAGACGACGACGUGCCCCUGCCCUGGCGCAUGAAGCAGCACGCCGCCGUCUUGGAGGAGGGCGUCCUGGACCCGGCCAGCACCGUCGUGGCCAUCUUCCCCUCGCCCAUGAUGUACGCCGGACCCACAGAGGUGCAGUGGCACUGCAGGGCCCGCAUGAUCGCAGGAGCCAACUUCUUCAUCGUCGGUCGGGACCCCGCGGGCAUGCCCCACCCGGUGACCCGGAAGGACCUUUAUGAACCCACGCACGGCGGCAAGGUGCUCACCAUGGCGCCGGGCCUCACCUCGGUGGAGAUUAUCCCCUUCAGGGUGGCUGCCUACAACAAGUCCAAGAAGGCCAUGGACUUUUUCGACCCAGAGCGUCACGGCGACUUUGAGUUCAUCUCCGGAACCAAGAUGAGAAACCUUGCACGCAGCGGCGAGAACCCACCCGACGGCUUCAUGGCCCCCAAGGCCUGGAAGGUGUUGGUGGACUACUACACCUCGCUGCAAAAGGACCAGUAAGCCAGCACUAAGCUGUCCUACUACUGCAAGACAAUGACAAGGUUAUUCUCAGAUGGUGUGCUGAAGUUUUAGGACCAAUUUAAGAAGUAAAGAGGUACUGUAACUCACAUGGGCCGAAUCAAAGUACUUUUUAAGUAAGUGGAGCACAUUCCUUUUAAGCUUGUCCGAUUUAUCAUUCCAUUAUGCAGUUGCACUCCCUUGCCAAUUUUAUUAUGUUUGAGCCCGACUUUUAAGAUAAAAUAUUUGGAACUGUCUUAGUACUCACAGAAGAUUAUUUAGUCUACCAAAUAAAAUGGCAAGUGACGCUAUGAUAUAUAUUUUUUUUUUAUCCAUAAGUAACACAAGUAUCUAAUCUCUUUUUAACUUUGAAAACUGAUAUUUCCUAUAGUAUCUGAAGGAUACAUGGGGAAACUUAAUCAUUCCAUAUUUUAAUAUAUUUUAAGACUCAUUUUAUUCAGUGAAUGAAAUGCCAUCAUUACCUAAAGUGCCUCAAGUUUAUAUUACACAAGCGCUAAUGUCUCCUGUCUCAGUACAAUAAAGCUUGCAAGUGCUUUUUCCACCCUCCUCUUAUAACUUUUCACACAUACAUACAGCUAAGAGAAGCUCAAACAUUCUCAUGAAGAAAUUGGCUAAAAUGAUGAUUUUUACCACGGGAUAUGUCAGUAAACUAGCUGUUACGUCAUUAUCACUGACUGUAAUUUACAUUUCAAUAGGUAUGUUGAUUCAAAAUUGUUUACCAACAAGGUCUUAUUGAGUAGGAGGAAUGUCUUGCAUUGCUGUAAAAGUGGGCAUUCAAACGCUAGCAUUAAGAGGUGGAAGGAGAUGUGAAUGUAAAAUGCAGUAAUAAAUAAACCUAUUUGUUAAUAUCAA
Molecule: messenger RNA, 3234 nt
Organism: Syngnathus typhle (broad-nosed pipefish)
Lineage: Eukaryota; Metazoa; Chordata; Actinopteri; Syngnathiformes; Syngnathidae
Product: bifunctional 3'-phosphoadenosine 5'-phosphosulfate synthase 2-like
Exons: 12
Coding region: 520-2364 (614 amino acids)
Biological process (GO): sulfate assimilation; 3'-phosphoadenosine 5'-phosphosulfate biosynthetic process
Molecular function (GO): adenylylsulfate kinase activity; sulfate adenylyltransferase (ATP) activity; ATP binding
Source: RefSeq, a predicted model, not a curated record